Messenger RNA from Polypterus senegalus (gray bichir), 3999 nucleotides. RefSeq names its product solute carrier family 25 member 42 (gene slc25a42). The coding region runs from base 302 to 1282 and encodes 326 amino acids. Gene Ontology annotation, cellular component: mitochondrial inner membrane. The record is from RefSeq and is a predicted model, not a curated record. The transcript is spliced from 8 exons. NCBI's taxonomy places the organism in Eukaryota, Metazoa, Chordata, Cladistia, Polypteriformes, Polypteridae. Gene Ontology annotation, biological process: transmembrane transport.
UGGGGCGGUGGAGAAGGUUCCGUCAAAGUCACUGAGGCGUUUAGGUGGCUUGCACUUUGAACAAAAAAGAAACGUAACAAUGUUCAUUUGAUAAUACUAAAAAAGGAAGAAGGCGAGUGAAUGUUGCGCACUCCAAAGGGAGGCGCUUCAGUGUGCAUUGUGUGUGCUACAUGCAUUCCAGCCUGUAAAAGUAUUUGCAUGUAGUUUCGUUUAGGAGAAAAGUCGAGAGGACUGAACAGCUGUUAACAUGCAGUAAGGAGAUGACUGCAACUUUGCGCUUACACAACAAACCGUGGCUAGAAUGGGAAACCCUGUGAAGGAAAAGAAGAGCUCUUUAACACAGGAUGAGGUACACUCUGUAACUGCCAGCAAUCAUGCAGAGGGCAAUAAAGAGAGUCAUAAUGUGUUAAACUCCUUGGUGUCUGGGGCAUUUGCUGGAGCUGUGGCCAAGACAGCAGUGGCGCCAUUGGACAGAACAAAGAUUAUAUUUCAAGUUUCGGCAAGAAGAUUUUCAGCUAAGGAAGCCUACAAGGUAAUUUAUCACACGUACCUUAAUGAUGGCUUCUUCAGUCUGUGGCGAGGAAAUUCUGCCACUAUGGUCCGUGUCAUCCCCUAUGCAGCCAUCCAGUUUUGCUCACAUGAACAGUACAAAAGACUUCUUGGAGGUUAUUAUGGCUUCCAAGGAAGAGCUUUGCCCGCUUUUCCUCGCUUCCUGGCUGGAUCUUUAGCAGGAAUUACUGCUUCCAUGCUGACAUACCCAUUGGACAUGGUCCGAGCUCGGAUGGCAGUUACACCUAAAGAAAUGUACAGCAAUAUAUUUCACGUGUUCAUUCGUAUCUCCCAGGAGGAGGGUCUUCCCACACUGUAUCGAGGGUUUACACCUACAAUUCUAGGAGUGAUUCCUUAUGCUGGACUAAGCUUUUUCACCUAUGAAACCCUAAAGAAGCUUCAUGCAGAUCACAGUGGUCGUCUGCAGCCUUAUUCAUAUGAGCGUCUAUUAUUUGGUGCCUGUGCUGGUCUUAUUGGACAGUCGGCUUCAUACCCUCUGGAUGUGGUUCGUCGGCGUAUGCAGACCGCUGGUGUGACAGGCCACACGUACAACUCCAUUGUUGGCACCAUACGAGAGAUUGUCAGAGAGGAGGGCUUUGUGCGGGGACUUUACAAAGGACUUAGCAUGAACUGGGUAAAGGGACCCAUUGCAGUGGGUAUUAGUUUCACAACUUUUGACCUUACACAGAUUCUUCUGCGAAAGCUGCAACAAUGUGGUUACAUCCAGCAGUAACCAAAACUGAAGAAUUGUGGAUGGACAUGAGAUGAGUGCAAGGGGUCAGAGCAAGAAGAUGAUACAGAAGGUCAGUGCUGAAGUGUGUUCAGAUGGAUUUCACUUCAGAGUUCCUCACAACAGCACCCAGUGUUUAAUUCAUUGUUCCUGUGUUCGUUUUAGUAUCUUGGGCCAUUACUUUUAAACCAAGAGUCGUCCUUGUGUAGUCCUCCCAUUCUUGGCUACAGUUGAGUAUCAGUAUUAUUAAAAUGCAUCAGACAUUUAAAGUAUGUUGCCAAAUGUUUUAAACAUUAUGAAACAUACAAUAUUUUAUGCCCAUAUGCAUAUGAAAAUUGCAAUUCAAAUCCCAACAUGACUAGGACGUAAAGCACAGGAGUCAUAGUUUAAAAUGUUUAUAUUCCAUGAUUAAAAUGUAUGCAAAAAAUGAAAAAUUACACAUGUACCAAUAACAUCAAUUUUAAGCAUUCUGCCAAAUGCAGGGACCGUGUGGACAUUUUGAGGGCCAUCACUUGUUUCUAAAAUAUUUUCUUCUAAAUUUCCUUCUGUGUCUAUUGUAUAGCGACAGCUCAAAUUAGUGUAAUUUGUUUUGUUUAUUCUUUUUGCACACAUCAUAAAAGCAUAAAUAAUACAUUUACAUGCGUAUGAUUGAACACAUAAAAGCAUACCAUCAGCAGCUACUGAAGGCUACAAGUGAGAAAAAGUCUUCAAGGGGCUACUCCUUGGUUGGAGCACAUCAUCCCUUUCCUAUUAUUGUUGGAGUUCUUUUGUGUUCAUGCUUCCAUAAUAGAAAUUACACAUUGCUUCUGUUUUGCUUUUGAAUGAGAUUCAUGGUAAAGAACAACUGAUUUUAAUGGAUAUAUAUUAUGUCAAUGUCAGAAAUCUCCAACAAAGCAUUGCUAAUUCACAUUGAGUCAUGGCAGUAAAUUUUAUAUAAUCAUCUUAUUUACCUUAAAAUAUACUAUAUCAGUACAUCUUUCAGUGCUCUGUAGUUCAUGUUGGUUUUUGCUGUCUGUUCUCCUUUCUUGCCCAUAUUUUAAAAGACAAAAGAAGGAUCAUUUGUAUAAAUAUUUCAUAGAAUGAUAUAUAACAGAGGUUUUCUAGACUGUUUUAUGUUUGGUCACCAGUUAACAAAAUUAUUGAAAAUUGUCUACUUUGUUUUUAGAUUGUAAUGUAUGAAAGGAUUUUAUUUUGUUUUAUUUUGAUAGUGAUACCUUUAAAUGACAUUAUGGUGGUCUUGUGGACUUAUUUGAAUUUACCUCUUUUAAAGUCAUUUUUAAAUGCCAGCGUGGAAGAAAAUACCCUUUUUUAAUUAAAAAUCUUAUAACUGUAUAUUUUUGCCCUCAUUGGAACAGUAGCAAGGAGAGAUUCCUAUUAUUUAUUUUUCUUUACUUUCUGUUUGCUUAAUGCAACAUUAAAAGAGGAUUACUAUGAUUUCUUUAUUAUAUUUAAGCUGCAAAGCACAGAGUUCAGUUACAGGUAGGAACCCAUAAUAGGGGUAGUAUAUAUCCACAAGAAGCUGUCACUUUUUUGACCAGGAGAGGUCACCAUUGUCCUCUGUAAUUCUUUUUAAAUUCAUAAUGACUUUUUUUGAAUUCCUGUACUUUUUCCUGUUGUAUUGCCUACUUACUGACUGACAACACACAAAGCUACUCUCUGCUCUGAUUGUUGGUAUAAUCCUUCUCCUUGGACUAUUUGGCAUAACUGGAAAUGUCUUCAACAAUUUAACAGGAACUUUGUGAUAUGAUUCUUCCAUCUGAUGUUUGGACACUCACUUGGAAUCUCUGUACACAUGCAUCCUUUUUAACAAAGCACUUCUAGUUUAGAAGAUACUGACUCCUGUAAAACAUAUAGAAAGUUCAUACAAUCCAUCUUGUCUUGUGCCAGAAGUAGCAGUGAAAAAAACGUACAUACUCAUGUACCAAACUAUAGCAUUAGCCCAAAGUCUCUGUGAUACUUAUAGUGAGCUGUGAACUCUUGAGAGAAGAAUUCUAAAUAUGUGUGGGAUUUAAGAUAAAAUGCGUUUUAUCAUUAACAUUCACAAAAAGAUUUGCAAAAUAGUUUGAGCUGUUAUGAUUUUAUGUUAACAAAGUAGAAAUUAAAUGUGCAUUACAGUUUUGGAAUGGUUAAGAGUUUAUAUGGAUCAUUACUGAUUUAAAGCCAAGCAGUGUUUGUUUAAGUUUUCUCUUUAUAAGAUUAGAUUUUUUUAGUUAUUGUUCUUGAAUUAAGUUGUGUUAUAUAAGAUUUUGGAUAUAAAAAUUUGGUGAAACAGACAAAAGUGUUUUCUUUACCUUCAACAUGUAUCCUUCAAUUAAAUUUGUGAUUUGUUAUGCUUCUCCAUCAUUUGCCACAAGGUGGCAGCACUUCCAUUUAUUAUAAUACAUCUAAUUUUUUUUCUUCUGUUCUUAAUUCAGAAUUAAUACUAGGAAAAUAAUUUGUAAAGAUUUGUUUUACUUUUUUUGGAGGUUAUUUCUGAAACCCCAAUAAAACUUUACAGGUUAAACCAGAAGCCGCUUGAUGUUGGUGAUGUGUUUUUAAUGUUGGACAAUACCUGCACAAUAAAGAAAAUGGCUUGGGUCCUGGUGCAUUUUUCGCGUUACAGAUUUUAAUGCAUUGUCUUCUUCUAAUCUUGAAAGUCAACACUGUUCUUUGUUUUUGUUGUGGAACUGUAACAGUUUGACUGCCAAAGUGUCUUUUUAACCUUUGUCAUUUUUGUCCAC